AUGCACCGGGAUGAAGCAAGGGGCAGCAAACUGAGCCUUCCUCAGGAGGAGGAGGAGGAGGGUGAGGAGCUGCGGCGCAGGCAGGGUCCCAGCGGCGAGGACACCCCGGUCCCAGGGAAGCCAGGGGAGCGGAGCUCCAUCAUCUACUCUGCUGGGCAGUUUUUCUUCGAGUACCUGGUGGUGGUGUCGCUGAAGAAGACGCCGGAUGGACGUUAUGAACCCAAGAUAGCCUACCAGUUCCCUAAGCGCGAGAACUUGCUGAAGGGGCAGAAGGAGGAGGAGGAGCGUCUCCUGAAAGCCAUCCCCCUCUUCUGCUUCCCCGACGGCAACAACUGGGCCCCCGUCACCAAGUUCACCAGCGAAACCUUUUCUUUCGUCCUGACCAACGUGGAUGGCAGCAGGAAGAUCGGCUACUGCAGGCGGCUGCUGCCAUCGGGCCGUGGUGUCCGCCUUCCCGAGGUCUUCUGCAUCAUCAGCUGCCUGGGCUGCUUCGGGCUUUUCUCCAAGAUUCUGGACGAGGUGGAGAAGCGGCGCCAGAUCUCCAUGGCAGUGAUUUACCCCUUCAUGCAAGGCCUGCGGGAAUCACCCUUCCCUGCUCCAGGGAAAACCGUCACCAUUAAAAGCUUCAUCCCCGAGUCAGGCACAGAGCUCAUCGAGCUCACAAGACCUGUGGAUGCCCACCUGGAGCACGUGGAGUUUCAGGCGCUGCUCCAGCGGCUCAGCCCCAACCUCAUCCUGCACAUCUUCGCCUCCGCUGUCCUGGAACGACGGCUCAUUUUCCUGGCGGAGGAGCUGAGCGUCCUGUCACAGUGCAUCCACGCCGUGGCUGCUCUCCUCUACCCCUUCACCUGGGCUCACACCUACAUCCCUGUGGUCCCCGAGUGCCUCCUGGACACCGUCUGCUGCCCCACGCCCUUCAUGGUCGGCAUCCAGAUGCGGCACCUCCGCGCCCAGCCGAUGGAGGAGGCCCUGAUAGUGGAUCUGUGCGAAGGGAAGAUCCUGCGGGCGGUGGGUGACGAGGAGGAGAUCUUGCCCAUCAAGCUGCAGAACGAGAUGCUGACGUCUCUGAACAGGCACAACAACAACAACAACGUGCACACACCCGAGCAGGUGAACGCGCUCGUCUCCGAAGCCUUCGUGCACUUCUUCGUCCGAACGGUCGGCCACUACGCCUCGCACAUCAAAUGGAGUAGAAACGGCUCGGGCACCUUCCAGGAGCGAGCUUUCUGCAAAGCCAUCACCUCCAAGACCAGCCGCAAGUUCGUGAAGAAGUUUGUGAAGACAAACAUGUUUUCCCUAUUUAUUGAGGAAGCGGAAAAGAGCAGGAUCCCACAGGAAGCAUAUUUCCAGCAGAAAAUAUCAGAGUACCACAAACAGAAGAAAAAAAAAAAGAGUAGGAAAUAG
Messenger RNA from Mesitornis unicolor (brown roatelo), 1404 nucleotides. RefSeq names its product DENN/MADD domain containing 2D (gene DENND2D). The record is from RefSeq and is a predicted model, not a curated record. Lineage: Eukaryota; Metazoa; Chordata; Aves; Mesitornithiformes; Mesitornithidae. Bases 1 to 1404 code for a protein of 467 amino acids. The transcript has 13 exons. Gene Ontology annotation, cellular component: cytosol; nucleoplasm.